CCGAAUGUCGCAGCCAGCACGCAACAAAACUUACUUACUUUGUGCCGCUGGCAGCAUUGCAGUGAUAGGGCUCACGGUCUUGGGGGCACAAACACGAAAUCCUGGCCCUCGCCAGGACUCCCAAACUCGUGAUCCUUCAAUCCUUAAAUCGCUCGACGCUGAGGCUUCCCGCACUACCAACACUUACUGGCAACUUCCUAUCCGCGAAGAAGACGACCAUCAUCGCAAGCACAACAUCCGCUGACUUCCGCGCUUUCUCUGCAAGCUCUGACCGCGGCACCCGCUCGCUAUUCAACAGCAAGCAACUUCCCUCAACCACUGCUCCAGAGGCGAAGCCAGCAACACAGGCGUCAGGCUCAGCGGCCGAGAUGGCGCGCUUCCCCUACACCACCCUGCGCAUCUUCCAGCAGGGCGCGCAGGCGGUGGUGCAGCCUGUGCCUGAGGGCAAUGCGUCGUCCGUGGAGACGCUGGUGGUGGACCUGGCGAACGGGAAGUCCACGGUGACGCCGAGCCAGAGCGUCAUGCGCGGCACCCCCACGAUCGAAUGCCUUGGCCUUCUGGGCAUCAGUAAGCUGACCACCGGCGCGGCGGCGCUGGUGGCCAUCACCGAGGCGCGGCAGGUUGCGGCUCUGGGCCCCAACAGCAGCGCCGUGUACGAGCUGGUGCGGGCGCAGGUGCUCACGGAGCCGGGCGCAGACAAGAACAGUGCCAACCGACAGCUGCUGUCGCUGCUCAAGGAUGCUGUGGACCCCGCGCGCUCCGGCCGCGGCAUCUACUUCUCCCACUUCUACGACCUCACGCAGUCCAGCCAGCGCAUCGCCGACCGCGACGCCGACCCCGUGGCCGCCGCCGCGCCGCUGGCCUCGCCGCAGCGCGCCGACGCCCGCUUCUGGUACAACCGCACGCUGGCCGCGUCGCUGCUGGAUGCGGGGGCACACAGGUUCACUCCGCCCGUCAUGCUGGGCUUCCUACGCCAGCUGCCGGGGCUGCACUUCGCCGGCGGCAAGUCCGCCACGCUCACGCUCAUCGCGCGCCGCGGCGUGGACCGGGCCGGCACGCGCCAGUGGCGCCGCGGCUGCGACAGCAAGGGAAACGUGGCCAACUUUGUUGAGACGGAGGAGGUGGUCACCACGCCCGCCGGCGACCUGGCCAGCUACGUGCAGGUCCGCGGCUCCAUCCCGCUGCUGUGGACGCAGCUGCCCAACAUCAAGUACAAGCCCACCACCGUCAUCGCGGCGCCGGGCCAGUCGGUGGCGGUGUUUGACGCGCACAUGGCCUCACUGAAGGCCGCGUAUGGAGACGUGGUGGCAAUCAACCUCAUCAACCACAAGGGCACGGAGGGCAAGCUGCAGGUGGCUUUCCAGGCUGAGGCGGAGCGCUACACGCGCACGCCCGGCGCGGGGCUGCACUACAUCGCCUUCGACUUCCACCACGAGUGCAGCAAGGGCCGAUACGACCGCAUCGAGCUGCUCAUGCAGAAGAUCGCGCCGGACGUGAACCGCCAGGCAUUCUUCCUGCGGCGUGCGGGCGGCGAGAUCGUCAAGCGGCAGGCCGGCGCGGUGCGCACCAACUGCAUCGACUGCCUGGACCGCACCAACGUCAUGCAGGGCGUGCUGGGACGCAAGGCGCUGGAGGCGAUGCUGUCGGCGCUGGGCCUGAUGCCCAGCACGCCGGGCGCGCACAGCCUGCCGGCGACCUUCCCCGCCGUGGAGAAGGAGUUCAAGAUCCUGUGGGCCGACCACGGCGACGGCGUGUCCACGCAGUACGCGGGCACGGGCGCCAUGAAGAGCGGCUUCACGCGCACCGGCAAGCGCACCUUCGGCGGCGUCAUCGACGACGGCGUCAAGGCCGUCACGCGCUACUACCUCAACAACUUCCAGGACGGGCGGAAGCAGGACGCCAUCGACCUGGUGUCAGGCGCCUACCAGGUGGUGCCCGGCUCCAAGCUGCCGCUGCGGCCGCAGCCCUCGCCGCUCAUCCCCAUCAUCCUGGCGCUGGCCAUGGUGGCGUUCGGCGCGCACCAGGCCGGACAGUACAUGUCUGGCGGUCUGGCGCCGGUGGCGGUCGGUGUGGCGGACGCGGCGGCGAGCGGCGCGGAGGCCGUGACGCAGUCGCAGCUCGCGGUGGUGCUUGUCCGGGCGGUGCUGCCGCUGGUGCUGGGGCUGGGCCUGCUGGCGUUCGUGGUGCAGAACGGCAAGCACCUGGUCAACAAGCCGCUGCUGUGCCCGCACCUGGCGGUCACGGUGCAGGCGGCCAAGACGAGCAGCGGCAAGGGCGGCAAGCAACAGUAGCCGGGGCAGGAGGGCCGGUGGCUGGGGUGCUGAGGCGUGGGCGCGAGGUUGCGUGCGUAUGUUGGUAGGUGCGGGAGUUGGGACUGGUUGUGGUGGUUGGCGGCGGAGGGGAUCGGCCACACGCAGUCGACGUUUGUACAGAGCUGAGUUUUUUUGCACAGUAGAAUGUAGGUAUGCACAGAUGGCCCUAAUACACAACGGGGGAAUGUCGCAUCCGUGGAGGGCACUGUAGGUAUGCACAGUUGGCUACCGUAUCUUUAGUCGGGAGGAAGCGUGGUCAAGAGGGGCGCAGGGUUGAAGGCCGCAUGCUUGCUGGUGGGUAGGGGU
This is a messenger RNA of Chlamydomonas reinhardtii, 2618 nucleotides long. RefSeq lists its product as uncharacterized. Bases 369 to 2291 code for a protein of 640 amino acids. Gene Ontology annotation, cellular component: endoplasmic reticulum. Gene Ontology annotation, biological process: phosphatidylinositol dephosphorylation. Lineage: Eukaryota; Viridiplantae; Chlorophyta; Chlorophyceae; Chlamydomonadales; Chlamydomonadaceae. The record is from RefSeq and is a predicted model, not a curated record. The transcript has 15 exons. Gene Ontology annotation, molecular function: phosphatidylinositol-4-phosphate phosphatase activity.